GAAAAAGGCGAGAAGGACAAUUAAAUGGGGAGCGAACGAAAAAGAUGUGUGGCUGGGGUCUAUAGCUGCAGCGGAAUAGCCUGAAGUAUGGGAGAGUGAUUAGUUUUCUUAGCUACGACGACGUACGAUGACUGGAACCAUCAGCUCGGUUGGUGAUGGGUCCUCUGGAGAAGAAGGAAAAGGCAACAAGGCUGAUGAAGGGAACAACCACCAUCACCAGCAGCAGCAGAAGCAGAACUUCAUGACAAUGGUGAAGAAGGCGGUUUCUGAACGGCCGGCAGAGCCACCAAGCAUCUGCGAGGUCCCCAAGGACCUCAUUGAGGGCAACAAGGGUGCCUACACCCCCAAAGUCGUCGGCAUCGGCCUGCUCCUGGACGACAGUUGGCGCACAUCGACGAGCAUGGUCAGGCUGGAGCGCUACAAGUGGUGCUGCGUCCGCAAGCUCGUCAUGGGGCGCCACCCAGACCCAGCCAGCUGGUCGAGGGAGGUACACGAGCCGCUGCUUGGCAAGUGCUUCGACCUGAUGGUGGGCUUGGUGCCGCAAAUUCGUGCCUCCUACAGCAGCGUUGCUUCCGACACGAGCAGUGAAGAUGUGGCGAUCAAGAUGCUGCUCGACAGCUGCUUCGUCCUCCACCGCCUGCUCAAGCACGCAGGAAAAGGAAAAGGCAACAACGACUACGACGACGAUGACUGGAACCAGCAGCUGGGCCGGUGCUGGGUCUGGGGAACCGUGAAGCGUGACCUACUGCUGCUCAGCAACCAGGUUCCCUUCUUUGUCCUCCAGGCGCUGUUCAAGCAGCUGGGGAAUGACCGCGGCACGGGCGACAUCCUUGUCAACUGCGGCCUCCAGCUCUUGAGCUCGCUACGUCCUGGCCGGCUGCACAACGCACCCAUCAUCUGCGGUGACGUGCACCAUCUCCUCCACCUAUUCUACCUCUCAAUCGACCUGCCGCCCCGGGACUGGGAGCCCUCCAACACCAAGACACGGGGAAUCCGCUCCAACUUGAGCCGCCCGCCUGUAAAGCGACGACCGCCGAAUUCGAAGCCGGCCCACGACUCCAUCUCCAGGGAGCUUCUGGCAGUGCCAGAGGCAGAGCUCACGUGGUGGGUGCCUUGCGCCAAGGAGCUGGAGGAGGCCGGCGUUCGGAUCCGUGCACGCAGGUACGGCGCCAAGAGCUUCCUGGACGUCAGGUUCCGCCGGCGCCGAGGCAUCCUAGAGAUCCCGCCGCUGGAGCUCUUCGACUACAGCGUACCCUUGUUCCGGAACCUGAUCGCGUUCGAGCAGACCUACCCAUCCACGCCGGGCCGCAUAACGGCAUACGCCAUCUUCAUGGACUGCCUCCUCAAGACGCCACAGGACGUGCGCCUCCUCCACCAGAGCGGGGUGCUACUGAACCACAUGAACGGCCAGAGAGGCGAAACCGCCAUGGGGUUCUUCAGUAGCCUCUGCGCGGAGGCGCACACAUCUGCCGACCGCAACUACCUUGCCGGCGUGAUGGAUCAGGUGCUCAAGUACCAGAAAAGAAAGUGGCCCCGUUGGCGUGCCGCUCUGGUGAGCGGCUACUUCACCAAUCCGUGGGUGACCACAUCGGUCGUCGCCGCUGUGAUCUUGCUCACCAUGACAGUGCUGCAGUCAUUCUACGCUGUCUAUGGGUACUACAAGCCAUCCAAGUAAGCAAUGCAUAGGAACUGCCUGCACUACACGUCUAGAGGUGACUGUGUUGUGUCACAUCUAAAUGAUCCUUUUACCUUUCCGCUGUGGUUGUCCGUUUUAUUUCAAGGCAUGCCUAUGUCUUUUUUUUUUUGAACUGAAGGCAUGCCUAUGUCUAACUAGCUGUGCAUUGUGGUUCUCCGUUGUAUUUUUUUUCCAGUUAUGCCUAUGGCUGGCUAGCUCCA
Triticum aestivum (bread wheat) is the source of this 1896-nucleotide messenger RNA. Its product is annotated as UPF0481 protein At3g47200. The transcript has 2 exons. The record is from RefSeq and is a predicted model, not a curated record. Bases 128 to 1675 code for a protein of 515 amino acids. NCBI's taxonomy places the organism in Eukaryota, Viridiplantae, Streptophyta, Magnoliopsida, Poales, Poaceae.